GUCUCUGACUGGGUGGUGGGCGUGUCUUAAACAGUGGGGUUUCAUUCAUAAAUACUUUUAGCGAUAAAAUCAACAUUAAAGUGUCCACAGAUGAGUUUCACGUUAUUGGCUUCGCCCCUCCACCCCUUCGUGGACCGGACUGGUUGAGUAGCCAUGCAGCACUGCCGCCCUGUUGCUCCGAGGCCAGUGGGGCUGCCCUGAGGAGGGGGGAAAACACAGCAGCUCAGGCUCAGUCGGCUGGGUGGGCUGAGGCGGCUGAGGAUGCAGCAGGGGAGCUGAGGAGGACACUCCUGAGCCCACAGCCUGACACACACACACAUCCAGAGCUGCUGCUACGCACUGCCCUCCAUCAGGGGGGACUCUCUAGUUGGCCUGGACCAUGAGCAAUGAGUCUACCGUCUGGAACAUCCUACCAGAGAACUCCACAGAGAUCCCAUUCGAGGCUAAGGGGCAACAAGAUGGCUAUGUGCUCCUCCGGGUGAUCCUCUCCAUUUUCCUGGUAGGAACGCUGAUCUUCAUCUCUCUCCUCCUCUUCGCCUACCACUGCUGUUGUCGAAGGGGGAAAUUCUGUGCCAGCGAUGAUCCUGAAAAAAACAACACCACCUACAUGGAGGAGUCUCAGCCCACCCAUGAAAUCACCAUCAGGGUGGAUGAGUCAGACUGUCUGUCAAUGGGCAGCUCUCACAACCAAGAGACUGAGCGCUUCCUCUCCACGGGCACCACAGGCCGCCGUGUCUCCUUCAAUGAGGCUGCGCUUUUCGAUCAUGGAAAGAAGGCGCAGGAGAAGGGCCGCAGGUACACUCUGACCGAGGGUGACUUUCACCACCUGAAGAACGCCCGGCUCACACACCUCCACAUCCCUCCCCCUGCCCUCAAGAUAGUCACUAUCCACGAGUGCGACUCGGCUGAAAACAGCAUCACCAUGACAACGCGCCCUGUCACAAAGUCGGCACUUUCCAUCUUCCAGCCGAUGCUGUGCCCCCUACCACAAACAGCGUUGACCAGCCUGAGUAUCAGUCCCAGCUGUGCCCUCCCUGGAGAUGCUCUCAACUCUGUGGUGGACACCAGCUUUAGUGAGAACACUAUUCCACUCAGCACUAAAGAGCCAAGCUCUAUUGAGAUGAUUGGAGCAGGGCCCCGGGGCAGAGGCAGCAGUGUCAGUGUCGGAGAGGGGGCCACAGCGGGGAGCGGUGCCCUUCCUGCAGGCGGGGUUGCAGGAAGCCAGGGUCCUGUGCUGCAGUUCUUCACUAAACUGCGACGCCAUGCUAGUCUGGAGGGGGCCAGUCCCUACUUCAAGAUCAAGAAAUGGAAGCUGGACAGAAGCCAGAGAGCCUCAAGUCUGGACACCAGAGGCUCUCCAAAGAGGAGACAGUUCCAGCGCCAGAGAGCCGCCAGCGAGAGCAUGGACCAGCAGGACGACAACGACUCGCACCGCAUAGACCUCAUUCAGUACAUCGCCCGCACCCAGGACGUCACCUACUGCCCCACCCAGCCUACUACUCGCCUCCUCUCACCUCCUUCCACACCACCCCCCUCCCUCGGCAGGGUAGAGGUAGAGGUGAUGGUGGAGCCCAGCUACAGCCAUGGAGGACCAGGGGUGAUUGGCUUAUCCCCUGAUCCCCAAGAUGAAGCACUGUCAUUGGCAAGACGGGAAGGUGUAGACCCAUUGGAACCCCUAGAUCUCCAGGAUCCCCAGUCACUUUACAAAGACAUCUGGACCCUACGUGCGACACUGGAACAGUAUGCCGCGUCUGACCAGAGCAGCAACAAUGAUAGGAACUCCGUCUGUAGUGAUGCUGACAGUGUGUGUUCGCUGGGCGGACGCACGGAGACAGAAAGAGGAGGGCUCCCCAGCUGCCCGUCCCAAGAUUUAGGGGAUGAGGCAGAGGGUGGAGAGGAUGACAAGGACAUUUUGAUGUAUGUGGAUGAGAGCUUGGGGGUGAAGGAGGGGAAAAAGAGGAAACAGGAAAGCACAGAAUCAGAACGAGGGGGCAGUGAUGGAGAAACGGGGACUCGUAAAUUGCUGCAGAUGGACAGUGGCUAUGCGUCGAUAGAGGCUCCAUCUCGUGGUCCAGAAGACCUGCGACUGUUUGGGAGCAUCAGCAGCAGUCCUAAGGACAGAACAGCACACGAGAAAAGGCACCACUUUACCAAUGCAGGGCGAUCUGGCACUAUCGGUGAGAGCUUUGAGUCUCAUCUCUUUGAGGAGGAGCCGGAGGAAGAGUUAUUGUUGGGUGCCAUUGGUGGAGUUUCCACAGAAACAGGUGCUGGUUCACUGAGCUGGUUCCCAUACGGUCAGAUGCUCACGCCUCGAGAGGCUGCACAGCCUUCACCACAACCGCCCAUGCUCCACCGGCGAGACUACAGCAUAGAUGAGAAGACGGACACCCUCUUCCAUGAGUUUCUUCGCCACGACCCUCAGUUUGACCAGCAGGAGUCGCCGCUAAAGAAGCACCGGUCCCGAAUCCACCUCCGCAAGCAGUGGCAGCGCCACAAGCAAUGGAGUGACCCUGGUGUUAGACACUUCCAGUCCUCUUUUGACAGACAGCGGACACCACUACGGAGGGGUGACAGUGUGAACUAUCCACUGGACACAAGCUACCACAGCACGCUCCCCCGCAUCGUCAGCGCUCCUGAUGAGGAGACUUGCGAUGGGGCCGGCAGCACUCCCGACACUCCAAAGGUAGAGCCUACGAUGACUGAGAAUGGGGGAACGGACAGGGAGCAGGCUGUAACUGUCAGAGACACUAAGGAGCACACCACCUCUCCCCCACCACCUGUUGAUCCCUCCGUCUCAGAGAUAGACAGGGAGCUGGGUGAGCACCAUGACCCUCAGGACGACAGCAAACAAUUUGGACUCCCUCCAGAGCCCCCGGAUGAGCGCUCACCCCCUCAGCUUCCCGACUCUGCAGGCUACGGCCCACAGACCAUCACAGCGGAGCUCACAGACAAACUGACUGCUAACCUGGAUGAGAGGCUUUACAUGGGCCUUCGCAGGACCAAGGACACAGCCACUGAGUGUGUGAUGGUGACGGCCACACACGCUUCUCCGGACCACAGCCCAGUGUAGCAGGGCUCCAGUUGUCCUCCUCGUCAACCUCACUCCUGCUGAUACACACUUUUCUUUCAGUUUGAUUUGUCUUGCCUCAGUUUAAAUGUCUCACUGUAAACAGCUUGAAUGGUGUGAUCCAGUCCCAUAAACACACAAUUGAAAGUAUGCUUUAUAUCAAUCGAUAAUUAAACACUUAUUCCUAGAUCAUCUUAGAUACAGCUGAUGCACUAAAAAUGCAUCCCGUCUCUCUUCAUGCCUGUUAACAUCACAAAGCUGUUCAAUGUUGCCAUUUUACAUUCAUUCAUUGAGGAAGAAAGAUACAAUUCAAAAUAAUAGAUGAACAGAGCUAACUUUUAAAAAAAUCAUAUGCUUUUAGUAAUAAUUGUUUCCUCAUUAAUUGUUUCUGUGUGUCUCUGUCAGUCUCUACUGUUGUCAUUCCUGUCUCUGCUCUCCAGUAUGAAUAAGUGAAGCUGAGGACCAGUAUGGCCUCCACACUCAUUGAUCCACUGUGAAACCAGGUGCUAUUAGACAAGUUGCUAUUAGACAAGUAGAAGGUUAAAGACAGUUACCCUGCUAAUGCGUGAUCAUGCAUUAGAGGAAAAUGAGUGGUUGCAUCACUAUUCAUGAGCUAAAAAUUUAGAAUACCAUAAUUAACCAGUUAUAUAAGGCAUACUUUUGUUCACACUGGUUAUUUAGAUCAGUAUUUAGUUCCCAACCUACUCAAGAGAAGUCUGAGAUAAUUGGAGUAAUAAAAAAGGGUUGUUUUUAGUUUGUUUGGUUUUGUCCUAAGCGAUCAGUAGUGACGGACAUAACCUGCUAACGUCAUUUUCAAUCAACCUGGAAGCUAUGAUAGCGAUUGCUAGGAGAAGUAAACAUAUUUUAACAUCAAUUGAUAAAAUAUGUCAAUAUUCAGUAUAAGAGUUGUUAUUUCAAUAAGUCGACAACCUGUACAGCUACGUCAAUCUCAUCUGUGCUUGUUGUUGCCAUUUUAGACAUUUAGUCAGCGCUUGAUUUUAAGCGACCAUAAGCCAAAAAGGUUGGGAACCACUGGUUUAGAUCUGACUGGUCAUGUUUGUGGUUUGUGACUGAAAAUGCUUCUCAUCUAUGUGACAACUGUGUUUGUACGUCUGCAUUGCUUAAAUGACUAUGUGAAACUGACAGUGUGGCGGGUGUGAAGAGGACAGGUUUGGCGUAAACAGACAAAACUAGCAAACCGGACGGCCACUAUCGCUCUGGUAUUAUGACUCCUAAUCAAUCACAGUAAUUUACAACUCCAUAAGCUCUUACACUGAGAAUCACUGAUCAUGAAUCAUGCCCUGUGUCCUAACAGGGAGAACCAAUUAUUGUGCACAGGUUUACAGCCACGAGGUGGGCAGUUACAUUUAAACUAUUAGACAAGAUGGCUUUCCUUACAGACGUUUCGUGUUUAUUGAAUUUAUAAGAAAGGCAUGCUUUCUUGUGCAUGGGGCUCACAGAACAGGCUUUUUUUUGUCUGCAUCUGACAUUCUUGUUUUCCCCUCCUCUUCCUACUCUUCUCCUGAGAAAUUUGACAGUGCAGUAGACGCCUCCCUCUGGGGAUGGGGAUUCACUUCCUGACAGCUUAUAAAGCCAGACUGAACAAAGGUGUUAUUUGUAGUCCACUGAAUUUUUUUCCCUUACUUGGCUUCCUCUGUGUGAUUAAAACAAACCAGUAUUGCCGUUCAAAUGAAACCCCAACAGAAGAUUAUGUUGAAAAUACAGUUUUUCUCACAGAUCUCUGCUUUAACUUCCCGAGCAGUAGCAGCAGGUUGAUUGUAACCCAGUUUCACUCAUAAAAUCUCAUUCUCAGAGGGGCUGUUGGGGUUUCCGACUCUCCCACAUGCAGUGAGGGGAGCCACUGCAGAAGAUGAUGUUGAAUAUUAAUGCAACAAGAGAAGGAUUUCCACCUUUCAUCCCAGCUCUCUUUCUUCAUUCUUUGAGGUUGUUACCGGGCAGUAAAUUGAACGGACUGAAUAGGAAAUCAGCGGAAAAAACAUUAUCCCCCCUUCUCUUUGUUUGGGUGUGAUGAUGAUGCUCCUUUCCAGCUUGCCCAGAUAAUAUCUUUCGUCGCUGCGUGACGGGAGUCUCCUUUUGUGGCUAAGUGGACUCUGAGGCAGAAGCUGCGUUCCUCAUUAGGAGAGCAAUGACCGAGAUGAAAGGAGGUGAACUCAAAUAAGGAGUAGAGAGGGUAGUGAUUUAUUUGCACUCUUCUUUCAUGUAGGCCCCGACUCACACACACACUCAACCAUUAUUUCACCAUGGAUAAACACAAUGUGCUCUGGCACAAUUUUGUGAAAUCAAAUGACAUCCUUUUUAUGACGGCUUUAAUCAGCAGGGAAUAAAAUCUCCCUCUCCGUUAGGAUGGAACUGCUGCGUCCCUGACGAUAGUAAUUACUCAACAAAUUCUGACAACUCUGGAAAAAGGGGAGGCCACUGCAUUUACCACAGAUCAAAAGCUAAAAUAUCUUAGAGAUGAUUCAGUAUGAGAUGACGACAGUACCGCAACCUCAACAAUUGAAAGAAAAUGCCAUAAGGGUUGAUUUCAAAUCCGUACAUUUGUACAAAGAUUCAACUUUGCUAUGUAUACAAGCACAAUGUCACGGGAACUAGACUAAAUCAAUGUCCUUUUUAGGUUUAGACAGAUACUGUAUAACUGGGGACACUGUGGUAAAUGAUAUUUGUAUACUAACCAGUAGCCUGUCAAAUGCACUGAUGCAUAGCUGAGUGUAGGUCUGCAUGAGAGUUAACAUUUUAGGACAAAUCUUCAUGUUUUCUCAGACUUACCAUCAAGUCCAUGGUUAAUGCUCGUUUGUUUAAGGCAGAAGUGGAAACAUUGGUAUGACUAUAGAGAUUUUGUAUUUUAUGGAAGCCACUUUUAAGAGUUAUGCUAGGAUGCUGUAAUUGAUGACAUUUUGAGAGAUUUAUCUCUUUGAAAGUAGAAGUAUUUCUGUAUUCCUUGCUUGUUAGUAAACUGCGUAAAUUCUCAAAGAAAAAAAAACCAAGCUUUCUUAACUACUUUGCUUUUUGUCCAAAUCUAUUGAGCCCUGAGGGACCAAAUCAUAAAAGAGUGUUAUUUUAGGGUUGUUUUCCAAUCUGUGAAUAAAUGAAUGAAA
Molecule: messenger RNA, 6183 nt
Organism: Micropterus salmoides (largemouth bass)
Lineage: Eukaryota; Metazoa; Chordata; Actinopteri; Centrarchiformes; Centrarchidae
Gene: cbarpb
Product: CACN subunit beta associated regulatory protein b
Exons: 11
Coding region: 380-3070 (896 amino acids)
Biological process (GO): negative regulation of calcium ion-dependent exocytosis; negative regulation of voltage-gated calcium channel activity
Cellular component (GO): plasma membrane; secretory granule
Molecular function (GO): transmembrane transporter binding
Source: RefSeq, a predicted model, not a curated record